GAAGAACAAACCACAUCCCAGAGGUCUGGAUCUGCACAGACACAGUUCUACCAGACCGCUGUGGACCAGGCCUUACAGAGUCCAAAUGGACACCUGGACCUGUUCCUGCGCUUCCUCCUGGGUCUGUCACUGCCGACCAAUCACAGACUCCUACAAGAUCUGAUGAAACAGACAGGAAGUAGCUCAGAGACCAAUCAGGAGACAGCUGAGUACAUCAAGGAGAAGAUCAAUGAUAAACUGUCUGUAGAGAAAAGCAUCAACCUGUUCCACUGUCUGAAUGAACUGGAGGAUGGAUCUCUGGUGGAUCAGAUCCAACGGUACCUGAGAUCAGGACGUCUCUUCAGAUCUGAUCUGUCUCCUGCUCAGUGGUCAGCUCUGGUCUUCAUCUUACUGUCAUCAGAUAAAGAUUUGGAUGAGUUUGACCUGAACAAAUACGAUGAUUCAGAGGAGGCUCUUCUGACUUUACUGCCAGUCGUCAAAGCCUCCAACAAAGCUGUAUUAAGUGUCUGUAACCUGUCAGACAGAAGCUGUGAAAGUCUGUCCUCAGUUCUCAGAUCCCAGUCUUCUAGUCUGACUCAUCUGGACCUCAGCAACAACGACUUGAAGGAUUCAGGACUGAAGAUCCUAUCAAAUGGACUAAGGAGUCCAGACUGUAAACUGGAGACUCUCAGACUGUCAGGAUGUCUGAUCACAGAGGAAGGAUGUUCUUCUCUGGUCUCAGCCCUAAAAUAUGUUCAGGUGAAGGUAGGACUCCUCACACCACUGGACAAAGUCAUCAAUGACAGGGCCGUGACUGGUCUCCCCCUGUUUGAGUAG
Molecule: messenger RNA, 816 nt
Organism: Sphaeramia orbicularis (orbiculate cardinalfish)
Lineage: Eukaryota; Metazoa; Chordata; Actinopteri; Kurtiformes; Apogonidae
Product: NACHT, LRR and PYD domains-containing protein 12-like
Exons: 4
Coding region: 163-816 (217 amino acids)
Molecular function (GO): protein binding
Source: RefSeq, a predicted model, not a curated record